AUGCGUUUCUCUGUUACCGUAGCUGCGACUGCAGCUCUUGCUGCAUUGCCAGCGCUCGGCCUGAACAUCCUCAUGGGCAACGAUGACGGCUUUGGUGCUGCUCAACUUCGCGAGUUCUACCGCCUCCUCAAGGCUGAAGGCCACAACAUCGUAGUCGUUUCAGAAGCCGAUAACCAGAGUGGUAUGGGUGGCAGAGCCGUCUUCACAAACAAUGCAUCGCUUGCACGAAACAGCGAAUACGGCCUCAUCAAGGCUGCCGCUACCGCUUUCGUGGGCCUCGACUAUGUGAUUCCCAACUUCACAGACUUCAAAGAGCCAGAUCUGGUUGUACCUGGACCGAACUUCGGUACGAACUUGGGACCAUUCCUUUACACACUCUCCGGUACUGCGGGAUAUACCUACGGAUCUGUCGGUCGUGGCUACCCAGCUAUUGCUUUCUCCGGUGGGAACAGCGAACAACGGUCGUACCAAUGGAUCAACAAGACCACCGCUUCAGGUCACCCAGACCCAGCCACCAUCCAGGCUCAACUCGCCGUCAAGGUCGUCCAAGCUCUCGUCAAGAACACCAAGAAGGGCGAGCGUUUGAUGCCUCUCGGCUACGGCAUCACUGUCAACACUCCAUUCAUUACCUCCCUCACCAACGAUAGCUGCAUCAACCCACCCUUCGUCCAGACGCGCUUGACUGGCGGUGCCGAUUACGAUCUUGCAGUCUUCAACAAGACCAGUGGGCUUUUCACGUAUGCCAAUAUCGUGCCUGAGGGUGGCAAUGUCUGCAUCAAUGGCGACUGCAGCUUGCCAGGCGAGACGGAGGUCCUGAACAAAGGAUGCCAGAGCUCAAUUUCGGUGUUUACUGUCGAUUAUGAUGCGCCAAUUGGAUCGGCGCAGACUCAUAUUCGCCAUAAGUUCAACUCUAUUGGGCCGUAUAAUGGUACCGGCGAAGGUAAUAAGACUGCACCAGGAUAUGGCAAUGGGGGGCAUGGUAGUAUGCCAUGGGGAUACCAGUCAAAUGGCACUAGGCACCAUUGGAGUGCUAGGUGGAACCUGGAGGACUAG
Molecule: messenger RNA, 1053 nt
Organism: Fulvia fulva
Lineage: Eukaryota; Fungi; Ascomycota; Dothideomycetes; Mycosphaerellales; Mycosphaerellaceae
Product: Acid phosphatase
Exons: 2
Coding region: 1-1053 (350 amino acids)
Molecular function (GO): nucleotidase activity
Source: RefSeq, a predicted model, not a curated record